Pseudopipra pipra is the source of this 1295-nucleotide messenger RNA. RefSeq names its product stomatin like 2 (gene STOML2). Gene Ontology annotation, cellular component: membrane; mitochondrion. The transcript has 10 exons. Gene Ontology annotation, biological process: mitochondrion organization. The record is from RefSeq and is a predicted model, not a curated record. The coding region runs from base 63 to 1148 and encodes 361 amino acids. Lineage: Eukaryota; Metazoa; Chordata; Aves; Passeriformes; Pipridae.
GGCCUGGCGGGGGUGCGGGAGCGGCGGCGGCGCCGAGCGGGGCGGGAGGAGCCGAGCGGGAGAUGCUGUCGCGGGCGGGGCUGCGGGCCCGGGCCGGCCUCGGGCUGCUGCAGCACUCCCAGCAGCUGAAGGCUGCGGCACGGCUGGCCCCGGCUCCAUGCCGCUGGAACUCCGGGCUGCCCGUCAACAUUGGGGUACUCUUCGUGCCCCAGCAGGAGGCCUGGGUGGUGGAGAGGAUGGGCAAGUUCCACCGAAUCCUCGAGCCUGGCUUGAACUUCCUCAUCCCUCUCCUGGAUCGGAUUCGUUAUGUGCAGAGUCUCAAAGAAAUCGUCAUUAAUGUCCCAGAGCAAUCAGCUGUCACACUGGAUAAUGUCACCCUGCAGAUCGACGGCGUGCUCUACCUGCGGGUUAUGGACCCCUACAAGGCCAGCUAUGGGGUGGAAGAUCCUGAGUAUGCAGUGACCCAGCUGGCCCAGACCACCAUGAGAUCUGAACUUGGCAAACUCUCCCUCGACAGAGUCUUCCGGGAGCGAGAGUCCCUCAAUGCCAGCAUUGUGGAUGCCAUCAACCAAGCUUCAGACUGCUGGGGCAUCCGGUGCCUGCGCUACGAGAUCAAGGACAUCCAUGUGCCCCCACGUGUGAAGGAAUCCAUGCAGAUGCAGGUGGAGGCAGAGCGACGGAAGCGGGCGACGGUGCUGGAGUCAGAGGGGACGCGGGAAUCUGCCAUCAACGUGGCUGAGGGCCAGAAGCAGGCCCAGAUCCUGGCGUCAGAAGCUGAGAAGGCUGAACAAAUCAACAAAGCUGCUGGGGAAGCCAAUGCCAUGCUGGUCAAGGCCAGGGCCAAGGCAGAGGCAAUUCAGCUCCUGGCAGCUGCUCUGUCACAGCAGCAUGGCAGUGCUGCUGCCUCCCUGUCUGUGGCAGAGCAGUAUGUGAACGCCUUCUCCAAGAUUGCCAAAGACUCCAACACCGUCCUGCUGCCUGCCAACACCGGCGACGUCACCAACAUGGUGGCACAGGCCCUGGGGAUAUACACCACACUGACCAAGCCACAAGCUGUGAAGAGCCAGGACGAGACGCUCCCAGCCCACGAGGAGCCCCAGCCUGCCUCCACGGAGAUGCUGAAGGCAGAGCAGGGAAGCUCCAGCUAACGGGGCUGGAAGGAUCCCGCUCCCUGUCACGAGGUCUGCUCCGCAACUGGCAGGCCUGUCCUGCCGCGGUCAGAUGCUCUUCUUCCCUUAGUCCCUAUUUUGUAUUUGGAUUUAAAUCAUGUAAUAAAUGGUACCGGUGCUGCUGCA